AUGACACGGUCCCCAUCUCCACAGCCAACUCCCGAUUCACCAGGCCUUCCCCCGAAAGGCCGCACAUUGCCCAGAUUUCUCAGACCAGCAACAAGUUUUGCCUACUUGCGUCGUCUUCGUCGGUCUCACAAAAUGUGGGACGUCGUCUGGACAGACCCCAAGAGGGAGUCCAGAAAGGAACAUCGCGAAAGGAAGGCCAGACAGCCGCGCAGCGACAAGAGCUCCACCAAGGCGAGAUCACUCUUCAGUCGAGGCUCGACAUCAUCCAGCGACGGUCCUUCAUUUGUUGGGUAUCCCGGACGCAAGACCAGCAGCAGGGACUUUGCAACUCUGUCACCUACGCCAUCCUCCAUCCACACUACCACCUCGACCAACAACUAUGACAUUGAGGCUGACAGAGCCUCAAAUUUCACCCUCAAUAAUUACGAAACAACAUCCGACACAGUAUCUCACAGCUUCGAGUCCACCACCGAUCACACUCUUGUUCACGAACAGAUCCUGGAAUGCUCCUCAGGUUCGUCGAACCUGUCAAAGCGAGACGCAGGUAUCUACGACUUUGACCUGACUCGACUUACUGACCGCCAGGCUCCUCCAGAGCUUUACAACACCAACUCCAGAGGGGAUGACGACCAGUAUCCUCUGCCUCCUUCCCCUCCAUGGGACACCCAAGUUAUCGAGCGGGUGGCCUUAGAACCAUGCCAUAUCGUCCAGACCUUUAGUGAGGGCUCCUACAUAGCUAGGAGCACUGAAGUCACAACAUCACUACGCACGCCCUCGGACCCUCAAUUUGGUCUGAGCUCCGAGGUGACCAUUACCGCUAACACAGAGAGCAAGUCUCUCAGUCGCCCACGGUCCUCGGGUGGCCAGACUUUAUCCUUGCGGGCGCUCAAGAGCAAGUCCCCAAGCGCACCUCUACCACCUCUGCCCAGUACACCAAGACGAGUGCCGUCAUGCAAUGCCUUGUUGAGGAGUGAGCCAAGUGAUGGUUGGAAGCCGCCAGACACGUGGGCCUGCACCCCCACCACGGAGACAUUCUCGUCAACCAUGGAAGAUCCCGCUCAAGAGCCAAGCUCACCAGAGUCAACUUUUCCGAUGGAGCAGAAUGCCAUGCAGCGUGAAGUAACACGCUUGGCGUCUGAAUCUAACAGCAUCCGCCUUCUCCGCCUCAAGGGAGUAUGGGGCACAUUGAGCAGCCCCAACUCAUGGAAAGACUUGGAGGUGGAGAAGACUCAAUGGAUGCUCUCUGCAUUAUAUAACAUGGACCAACCGGCAGAUCAAGAGGAGGAUAUAUCAGAAACUGCUCAGGAUACGAACUCAGAUAAACCAAAGAAGGUUCUUGCACUUUACGAGACACCAGGUAACUGCGACUUCAUAUUUAGCAGCUGUGCACCAUAAUAAGCAGGUUUACCACCUGUCACCAGCGCCACUCUCUCACACUCUCUUUCCUAAUAUUCAUCCGGUCCUUGUGCCGGUGAGGUCAUCAUCAGCCUUUCCUAUGGCGCCAUCGUCAUUUGAGGCAGUCUAUUCGUUACGUCUUCCUUUGUCAACACCAUCCCAGGAGAUUCCUGGUGUCCUUAAAAACAUCCACCGAUGCCUCAAGCCCAGCGGUGCUUUGCAUCUCGUGCUGGUCGACCCGCUCCCGCUUACAAGCUCUCUGGGGCCAUUGUUACGAGCGUGGAUCGAGCACAACUUAUUAUUAAACUUAGAAACAAACUUUCGCUGCAUGAACCCGAGCAGAUUGCUUCCAAUCUGGUUGGAGAAUGCAUCAUUGCAUAUUAAAGGUAGAAUUACGAGCACACAGUUCUCCGCUGUUCCGCUCGAUGAGCAACAGCUCACACCGGCUGAAAACAGCCAUCCGUCGGAAGACACCAUCAAGCAGGAACUCCGAAAUAUAGUCGGUAGGAUGCUCUGGAUGGAGGUUUGGGCAGAGUAUAUCGCCGUUGAUACAUGGUGGUGGGAGGAUCCUGAGAUUAUAGAAGAGUGUGUCAGGUUACAGACUACAUGGGAGUGGCGCCUGAUCACGGCUUGCAAGGAUGGAUGA
Molecule: messenger RNA, 2041 nt
Organism: Fusarium keratoplasticum
Lineage: Eukaryota; Fungi; Ascomycota; Sordariomycetes; Hypocreales; Nectriaceae
Exons: 3
Coding region: 1-1395 (464 amino acids)
Source: RefSeq, a predicted model, not a curated record